AACCGAUAGAGGGAUAUAUUUACCACAUACAACUUUUCUCGUACGCCGAACGAUCAGCGACUUGUAUUAUUUGGUUAAUGUGUGUAUUUGCAGUACACGGUUAGAUGCCAGCAAGGUGCGGAUCACGACCGUGGCCAAUUUUCGGCACGGGGGUUAAAUUAAUUGUCUCUGACCCUCAUUGUUGUACUGCCAAGGGACGUAAUUUUCUUACUUAGUUUGUGUUCGUAAAAUUGGUGUAUACUUAUCCCCCUGUUGGUGUUACACUUCUAAUACUUGAGUGUUAGUGUCAAAAAGCGUGCGACAAAUUAUUUAUAUAUCAACGAAAACUGUGUGAAUCUUUUAAGAUCAUUACAAAAAAGGAUAUAAAUUGACAGGCGCUUUUCUUUAUUGGAAAUUUGAAAAAAAAAGAAAAGAAAAUUUAACAAGAAUGGCGGGCCUUCCUGUCGUUCUUAUUACCGCCAAUGUCGGCAGUAUUUUUGAAGAGCCAAAAAAUAUGCUGAAAAUAUGGACGGAAGAAUUUUUAUCCACAAUAACACGACUAGAUCCAAAAUUCAUAGCUCUUCAUUGUCAAGAAGUCGGUGGAAAAAAUUAUGAACAAAGUAUGAGACAUGUAGAAGAAUUUGUUAGGUUAUUAAUGUCUUCCGAAGAAUUAAGGCUAUUUGAUAAAGUUCGUGUUUAUCUCGACGAGGAUUUUUCGUCGCCUGAACAUUUCACGGCUCUUGGAAAUUUUUAUUUUGUCCACGAUUCAUUGAAAGAUGUUUUUCUAUGGGAUUUUAAAGAUGGUGAAUUUUUGCCAGUUAAUGGAAAAGAAGUACACUCGGGAAAUAUUGAAACAGUAUCGACUAAGGAAAAAGCGAAAUUCCCACAGGAUUUCUUUCCAGAAUGCAAAUGGUCCAGAAAAGGAUUUUUACGAACAAGAUGGAGCAUCAGUGGAACUAUUUUUGACAUGAUUAAUAUACAUUUGUUUCAUGAUGCGAGUAAUUUUAUCGCCAUGGAAACUUUUCCAUCAGUUUAUAGUAAAACUCGAAGAAGAGCCCUGGAACAUACUCUAGAAAGGUUUCAUAAUGAUCAGUAUCCAAACGCACCUUACUUUGUAUUUGGUGAUUUUAAUUUUAGAACUGACACUGCUGGCGUUAUAAAGAAACUUACGGAAGAUACACAAGAAAGUAAAACGUCUGCUAAAGGCAGCAUCUCAAAAAUGCAAUUUCGAAAUAACGACGACGAUGUUGUUUUAACAUUGGGAAAAAAGGAAUUUUCUCAUUACAAACAUCAAAAUGUUUUUAUCGAAAAUGAGGGUCAGUGGCUAAGGGAAUAUGAUAAAGAAUUAAAUGAUUUUAAUGGAAGACUCUUUGAAUUCCCGAUAAAAUUCAUUCCAAGCUAUCCAUUUGAGGAGGACAUUCAAGAAGGAACAAAUUACAUGCAAACAAGAGUACCGGCCUGGUGUGAUCGAAUUUUAUUGAGUUCCACUGCCAAACAACUAGUUCAAAAUAAUCAACCAAAUGAUGUGGAAUAUGGAAUAGUAGGUCCAACAAAAUGUAUGGGGGAUCAUAAGCCAGUCUACCUGAAGGUUAAUCUCGCAUUGAACGCAGGUAUGAUAAACUGCUGCAACUUAAAAAAUAUUGCUCAAUUUUGCUUUCGAGUGCCAGACAAUUAUUUGGAUUUAGUAUCCAUGUUGCCUGAUGCUAGCCGUAUUAGUUGUGCUAAAACACCCGCCACCGAUCGCUCGUCUAAUUUUUUGCACGCAACACCUAUUAAGCAUGAUCCUUAUACACCAGAUAGUAUGGAAAGUCCAAGUCCUAAUACAAUGGCCGCUUCUGGAUAUACACCAAAUUUAUUAGAAUUAGAAUCAAUGGAAAAAUCAACAAUAAAUCAACAAUCAAAUCGUACAGUAUCGCCAGCUCUACUUAAAUCAAAAUUAGAAGAAAUUGCCAUGAAUGUGAUAAAAGAAUCAAUGGAUUCUGAACAUGAAAUUGAAUUAAUAAAUAAUUUACGAAGAAAUCGAAGUAAUAGUGACGUUUCUUGGCAAAAGAAUAGAAAAAAUUUUGAAAAUGACAGUGAUCAUGGAUUUCAUUCAUAUGACAAUAUUUCUUCUCAAUCGAGUGCCGUUUUUGAAAUUGGAAACAACAAUAAUAAUAAUAAUAAUAAUAAUAAUAAUAAUAAUAAUAAUACUAAUAAUAAUGGAAAUCGUGAAAUUCCACAAAUUAAAAUUAUUAACGCCAGUAAUAUGGUAUCAAAUGAAAGUUGUUACAUUGACAAUGUUGAAAAUAGAAAUAAAUCGACAACUAUCGAUGAUUCUUUAAAUGAAAAACAAUUAAAUGAUAAUCUUGUCUCGGAAAUUAAUAAUUUCACUAUUAAUGACGAUGAAUCUCAUAAAAAGAAGAUUAAAAUUGAUAAAUCAACGCAGACUGAUAAGCCAACGCAUAUUGAGAAUGGUAACGAUCAAAAUAAUGUACUUCCAUUAGAGGAGACGGAGGUCGUUGAACAAACGAGACGAGUAAAACGAAAACGAACAAGACAAAAGAUUUGUGAGAAUUCAGAGAGAGAAAUUGAAAUUUUAAAUACCGGUCAUGAUUCAAGUGAUCAAUCAAGAAAAUUUAAAUCGAAGAAAAAUUCAAAAAGGAUAAAUGACAAAAACAGAAGAGAGAUUUUCAUUGAGAAAGAACGAAAACGUUGUUGUGUUAUUUCGUAAAUUAAUUUUGAUAUUGAAAAGAAAAAAUUUAUUUUUGAUUCAAAUCGAUUACUAGCCAAAAUAAUCGAUUAUUUAUUAUUAAAUAAAUAUUUAUUUGUAACAAUUAUUAUUUGCAAUGAAUAAAUUGUAUUUCAAUAAAAUACAAUUUUUUUUUCAAAUAAUAAAAAAGUGAUAAAGUAAAUAUUUAUUUAAUUAAAUAAUUAUUUGAAUCAAAUAAUUUCCCUUUUCUUAAACUUGGAUUUUUUUUUUAAAACGUGGAAUUAUUUUUUAUACACAAUUUUUAAAAAAUUCUAGAAUACUUUUUUUUUAGUAGGGAUCACAGAUUAUUACCUUUUUAUCACCUAUUUUCUAAUUAAUUAACUAUUUAACCUUUUCACCUAUUUUCAAGAAAAAAAAGGUAUACUUACUGUGAUCCCAGGCUUUGAUUUCUUUCACUUAUUUUUUUUUAGUAGAUGGUCUUGGUAGUAAUAUUCUUAUUAUAUUCUAUUAUUCUACUUAAAUUAUUUAUUUCCGCUU
Molecule: messenger RNA, 3205 nt
Organism: Leptopilina boulardi
Lineage: Eukaryota; Metazoa; Arthropoda; Insecta; Hymenoptera; Figitidae
Gene: 5PtaseI
Product: inositol polyphosphate-5-phosphatase A
Exons: 11
Coding region: 428-2689 (753 amino acids)
Biological process (GO): phosphatidylinositol dephosphorylation
Molecular function (GO): inositol-polyphosphate 5-phosphatase activity
Source: RefSeq, a predicted model, not a curated record